UGUCAUUGCCAGUCACGCAUCAUUGAUUUUGAUCACAAUUUACAUUUUGAUGUAGUAUGGACUAAAGUUAAACAAAUUGAUUAAUUUCUUUAUUUAUAAUAAUUUUAAUUCCUAAGCAAACUGCUCUUCAUCCCACAACAUAAUGGCGGAUCGACUGACACAGUUACAAGAUACCAUAAAUCAGCAAGCUGAGCAUUUCUGCAACAGUAUCGGUAUAUUGCAACAAUUUUCUACACCGAGCAAGUUUCCUGGGUUCGAUCGCAGUGGCUCUCAAACACCGCAACAGCAGCAAAACCAAGAGGACUAUGCUAUGUUAUUUGCAACAUUAAUUUCCCGCUGUGCUAAGGACAUUGAUACACUAAUUGAAUCCUUGCCAAGUGAAGAAAGUUCUACAGAACUUCAAGUACAAAGCUUAAGGCGCUUAGAAGCUGAAAAUAAGGAGGCUGCUGAGCAGUUAGAAGAAGUUGUACGCCAGGGCGAGAUACUGCUUGAAAAGAUCCAAGGUGCUCUCAGUGAUAUUGCACAGUCUCAGCUCGAUAUGCAGAACCCAAUACUCAUCCUCAAUAAAGAUAUCAAACCACAGUUAUAGGAUCUGAGGAGGUCCGGCGGUUACCUACGUCGGUGAUCAUUUUGUUACAGGAUAAAAUAAUAUGUACACUGAAUAAUCGCUAUGUAAUACUUAAACCCAAAAUAAUGGUUAAAAAGUACAUAAUAUUGAAUAUGUUACUUUUUAAUGUUGAUACUGUACUUAAACAUCUGUGAGUCAAACAAAAAAUUACUAAUUUAUUUAAAAUGAGGCUACUUGGACAGUUUAUUGAUUUACAAGUUGUAUAAUAUUAACAAUUUCAAUAGAAUUUUUAACUAUAAAAAUAAUAUUAACUGUUGCCGUAAUAUAAUAAAUAAAAAAACUAAUAAACAUUCUUUACCUUUGCAUUCUUAAUAUCAAGUUACUAAAGACUGGGAGAUUUAAUUAUUUGUUUAACUUUACACUCAUACAAUGUUUAUUACUAAAAUGGUUUAAGUAUAUUUUUGUUAUUACUUGUUUUUUUAGUUUUACAGUUCACACACAUGAUUUGAAGUAAUUUUAUGGAAGUUUGGAAGGAUCUGAAAACUUUAAAUUAAACAUUUAAAAAGAGCUUAUAAAAGUUCCACUAUUGGGUAAAAGAGAUGAUUUUUCUCCUCUUUGUGUUGGUUAUAUAUAAAUGGCAAAAAAUCCUCAGUCAUUAUAUUUCUUAUUUCAUCAUAAGGUUUCUGGUAUCACUGAGCAUGACCAUUUGUAGAAAUUAAAACUUACAAUAUUCAGUUAUCAAACAUAUUUUCAAUUUAAUGGAUCAUCUCAGCUCUUAAAAAUUAGCAUUGAAGGUACGUUUCAUGCAAACAAUAGAUCUUAUUAGUAAAAUAAACAAUAAAAGGCACUAUUAAUGCUUAAAAUUGUUUUAUAUGUUAUGGGUCCAAAAAAAAUUCCAUCCUCUCAAAGACAAAUAACCUUUAUGACGACCUCCGUGGUCGAGUAGUGCGUACACCGGUUUUCAUGGGUACGCCACUCCGAGGUCCCAGGUUCGAUUCCCGGCCGAGUCAAUGUAGAAAAAGUUCAUUAAUUUUCUAUGUUGUCUUGGGGUUGAUUUACCAUAACACAAGUUCUUUAACUACUUACAUUGGGAUCAAAGUAAUGUGUGUGAGGUUGUCCAAUAUUAAUUAUUAUUAUUAUCAAAAUCGGUCCAGCUGUUCAGAAAAAGUUCAGUGACAUUCACACAUGCUGAAAAAUGAUAUAUACAAAAUAAAAGAAUAUAAUAAAUAAAAAAAAAAUUAACAGCAGUAUUUGAAAACAUUGAAUA
This is a messenger RNA of Vanessa atalanta (red admiral), 1835 nucleotides long. RefSeq names its product mediator of RNA polymerase II transcription subunit 21 (gene MED21). Bases 143 to 589 code for a protein of 148 amino acids. Gene Ontology annotation, biological process: regulation of transcription by RNA polymerase II. Gene Ontology annotation, cellular component: mediator complex. The transcript has 3 exons. Gene Ontology annotation, molecular function: transcription coregulator activity. The record is from RefSeq and is a predicted model, not a curated record. Lineage: Eukaryota; Metazoa; Arthropoda; Insecta; Lepidoptera; Nymphalidae.